Molecule: messenger RNA, 1331 nt
Organism: Enhydra lutris kenyoni (northern sea otter)
Lineage: Eukaryota; Metazoa; Chordata; Mammalia; Carnivora; Mustelidae
Product: translocase of outer mitochondrial membrane 34
Exons: 8
Coding region: 113-1042 (309 amino acids)
Cellular component (GO): cytosol; mitochondrion
Molecular function (GO): heat shock protein binding
Source: RefSeq, a predicted model, not a curated record
GUUGGCGGUCGCCGUCGCAUCUUCGCUGGCCGGUGCUCCCGCCGGGACGCUGUUGCGCACGCCUCAGCGCGGUAACGGACGCGCCGCCCGGUGCGCCGGCUCGGCCCCGGGGAUGGGCCCCAAGCUCGCAGACUCCGUGGAGGCGCUCCGCGCCGCCGGCAACCAUAGUUUCCGCAACGGCCAGUUCGCCGAAGCCACCGUGCUCUACAGCCGCGCGCUGCGGACGCUGCAGGCGCAAGGUUGCUCGAACCCGGAAGAAGAAAGCAUCCUCUUCUCUAACCGUGCAGCGUGCCACCUGAAGGAUGGCAACUGCAGGGACUGCAUCAAGGACUGCACUUCAGCGCUGGCCCUGAUUCCCUUCAGCAUGAAGCCCCUCCUGCGGCGGGCCUCGGCCUACGAGGCUCUGGAGAAGUACCCCCUGGCCUAUGUGGACUACAAGACCGUGCUGCAGAUCGAUGACAGUGUGGCGUCAGCCGUGGAAGGUCUCAACAGAAUGACCAGAGCUCUCAUGGACUUGCUGGGGCCUGAGUGGCGCCUGAAGCUGCCCUCUAUCCCCUUGGUGCCUGUCACAGCUCAGAAGAGGUGGGAUUCCUCACCUUUGGAGUACCACAAAGAGAACACUAAGGGCAAAUUCAGAGAAGCCACAACCGCCAAGGGCAGAGUGUCUUCUGCUGGGGAUGUGGAGAGAGCCAGAAUUCUGAAGGAAGAAGGCAAUGAGCUUGUAAAGAAGGGGAACCAUAAGAAAGCUAUUGAGAAGUACAGUGAAAGCCUGUCCUUUAGUGACAUGGAGUCUGCCACGUACAGCAACAGAGCGCUCUGCCAUUUGGCCCUGAAGCAGUACAAGGAAGCAGUAAGGGACUGCACAGAAGCCCUCAGGCUGGAUGGAAAGAACGUGAAGGCGUUCUACAGACGAGCGCAAGCCUACAAGGCACUCAAGGACUACAAAUCCAGCUUUGAAGACAUCAACAGUCUUCUGCAGCUUGAGCCGAGAAACGGCCCUGCCCAGAAGUUGCAGCAGGAAGUUAACCAGAGCUUAAACUAAAGACCCAGAAGCUCUGCGCCGCAGCCUCCUGCGGGGAGGUGCCCAAGUGGUUUUAAGAGUCCGGAGGUGUGGCCGCUCCUGAAGGUGGGAUGGAGAGAAAGGCCUUCUUGAAGUCCGUGUCCUUCCACUCUGGGCAGGGACUUCUUUUGACCUCAACAGUGGCCCCCCCUCCAAGCUUCUAGGUUCUUUGUAACGUGAAGUUAAUUUGAACUAAACUACUGAUUUUGUUGAACUGUGUAUUCAAGCUAUUGCAUUAAACAUCUUUCUGGUACAUAGAUGCCUACUGUAU